UGAAUCCCAAAAGAGAAAGAGCAAAAAGCUUCAAAUCUCCUCUGCCUAUUGGAGAUUACAGCAAAAGGCUUUUUUGUUUUUGUUUUUUUUUUCAUUAUAAUUUUACAAGUGUAAAAAUCCCCUUGGGGAAUGCAGAGAGAUGAGACGUUCAUCGUUGGCAAGGCCUGAGCUUUGUUACCACCGUAAGCGCUCCAUCGGCGGCCGAAAUUGUCACCGAAAACACGUCGAAGACGGGUGAUUCAGUUUGAAGGCUAUCAGUUUUAAAUAUACAUAUAUUUCUCACUUAUAUUGUAAAUAUACAGUAAUUCAGAUCAAAGGGUAUCCGUUUCUUUUCUUAUUUUUCUUUUUAAUUUCUCGAGCUUUUACGGUUCAAAAAUGGCGGACAAAGCUAAAACCGAAAACCCAUCUUUACUCCAUGGAAAAUACGAGCUUGGCCGUAUGUUGGGUCAUGGAACCUUCGCCAAAGUCUACCAUGCGAAGAACCUUCAAACAGGGAAGAGUGUCGCCAUGAAAGUGGUGGGCAAAGAGAAAGUGAUCCAAGUCGGGAUGAUGGAGCAGAUCAAGCGAGAGAUCUCCGUCAUGAAAAUGGUGAAACACCCCAACAUCGUCGAGCUGCACGAAGUGAUGGCGAGCAAGUCCAAGAUUUACUUCGCCAUGGAGCUCGUCCGCGGCGGCGAGCUCUUCUCGAAAAUCGCCAAAGGUCGUCUCAAGGAAGACGCUGCCAGGGUUUACUUCCAGCAGCUCGUUUCCGCCGUCGAUUUCUGCCACAGCCGCGGCGUUUACCACCGUGAUUUGAAGCCGGAGAAUCUUCUCUUAGACGAAGAAGGCAACUUGAAGGUCACCGAUUUCGGACUCAGCGCUUUCACGGAACAUUUGAAACAAGACGGGUUGUUGCACACGACUUGCGGAACGCCGGCGUAUGUGGCGCCGGAAGUCAUUGGAAAAAAAGGGUACGACGGAGCCAAGGCGGAUAUUUGGUCUUGUGGGGUGAUUUUAUACGUUCUAAUCGCCGGGUUUUUACCGUUUCAAGAUGAUAACUUGGUGGCGAUGUAUAAGAAGAUUUACAGAGGAGAUUUCAAGUGUCCGCCAUGGUUCUCACCUGAAGCUCGGAGGCUAAUAUCCAAGCUUUUAGACCCGAACCCGAAAACCCGAAUCGCCAUCUCCAAGAUCACGGAAUCAUCUUGGUUCAAAAAAUCAAUCCCCAAGACUAAAACAACUAAGGAAGAAAUAGAAUUCGAAGCAUUCAAUGGAGAGAAAUCUUCUAAACCCGAGACCUUAAACGCAUUCCACAUAAUUUCAUUGUCGGAAGGCUUCGAUUUAUCUCCGUUGUUCGAAGAGAAAAAGAGGGAAGAGAAAGAGGAGUUGAGGUUCGCCACGACGAGGCCGGCAAGCAGCGUGAUAUCGAGGCUCGAAGAGGUGGCCAAAUCGGGGAAGUUCAGCGUCAAAAAGAGCGAGUGUAGGGUGAGGUUGCAGGGUCAAGAAUGUGGGAGGAAAGGUAAACUUGCCAUUGCUGCCGAUAUAUUUGCGGUGACGCCGUCGUUCUUGGUGGUGGAAGUUAAAAAGGACCAUGGCGACACAUUCGAGUACAAUCAGUUUUGCAGUAAAGAGCUCCGGCCGGCGCUUAAAGACAUCCUAUGGACGUCGCCGCCCGAGAACUCGACUGUGGCUUGAUUUAUGUGAGGUGGGAAGUCAUUGUUUGAUGAUGAAGGUUAUUGUUGUUAUUGCGAAAGUGUGAUUAUGUGAUUGUUUUUAGAUGGGAAAUUGAAAACCCAGAUUUGUUGUUGUUUGAUCCAUUGUAUGUUGCUGAUGUUUUCAGAUGUUGUGUUGUUAAUGUUGUGGUAGUGGGCUGCUUUAAGUUACCAUCUUUGUCUGCAACUUUCCUUCAUUUUCUCGUUUCAAUUAUGGUGACAUUUUCAA
Messenger RNA from Gossypium raimondii (Peruvian cotton), 1917 nucleotides. RefSeq names its product CBL-interacting serine/threonine-protein kinase 6. Gene Ontology annotation, biological process: signal transduction; protein phosphorylation. The transcript has a single exon. Lineage: Eukaryota; Viridiplantae; Streptophyta; Magnoliopsida; Malvales; Malvaceae. Gene Ontology annotation, molecular function: ATP binding; protein kinase activity. The record is from RefSeq and is a predicted model, not a curated record. The coding region runs from base 376 to 1671 and encodes 431 amino acids.